Messenger RNA from Exophiala aquamarina CBS 119918, 969 nucleotides. RefSeq lists its product as uncharacterized. The transcript is spliced from 2 exons. Gene Ontology annotation, molecular function: oxidoreductase activity. Gene Ontology annotation, cellular component: cytosol. The record is from RefSeq and is a predicted model, not a curated record. NCBI's taxonomy places the organism in Eukaryota, Fungi, Ascomycota, Eurotiomycetes, Chaetothyriales, Herpotrichiellaceae. Bases 1 to 969 code for a protein of 322 amino acids.
AUGCGCCACCAAGAACCUGGACAUUUCCGAAGAAUGGUUGAGGAACAGCGCGUCGUCAAAACCGGUGGCAUCACAGACAUUGACACAGCGUAUCUCUACGUAAACAGUGAGAAGCUGCUUGGACAGUUGAAUGCUGCUCGGGACUUCAACAUCCACACGAAGGCACCAGGGGUGGUGCCAGGGUGCAUGAGUAGAGAAUCAAUUCUCAAGGGCAUGGAGAACUCCCUCCAGGAACUAGGCGUGGACCAUGUGGAAGUAUACUAUCUCCAUACGGCAGAUCCAGCCACUCCUCUAUACGAGACUCUGGCGGCUAUUCAGAAACUCUACAACGAGGGCAAAUUUCGAGUCUUCGGAAUUUCAAAUCUGUCAGCAGAGGAGGUACAACGACUGUACAAUCUUGCCAAAGAAAGCUCCUUUAUCCUCCCGUCAGUGUAUCAAGGGAACUACAAUCCUGUGGCCCGUCAUGCCGAGAAAGAUCUCUUUCCUCUGCUCCGAAGGUUAGGCAUCAAAAUCUACGCCUAUAGUCCUCUGGCUGGUGGGUUUCUAGCCAAAACAGCAAAUGAGAUCCGUGGCGACAAGCUAGGCGGCCGAUGGAGUCGAGAUGACCCUGUGGGGCAGAUUUAUCAUAAGCUCUAUAAUCGCCCUUCUCUAGUAUCUGUCCUCGAAAAAUGGGAGCAGCUCGCACACGAGAAUGGCAUGAAAAUGGUAGAGAUGGCUUAUAGGUGGAUGCUAUAUAAUUCAGCCCUGAAGACAGAGUUUGAUGACAGCAUCAUCGUUGGCACGAGAAGAGCUAGCCUUCUUGCGGAGACACUAGAAUUCGGGCGGAGGGGAUCACUAGAGGAGCAUGUUUUGUUGCAAAUUGAUGCCAUCUGGCGAUUAGUAGAACACGAGGUACGUCCGCCUGAAAUCAGCACGAGUUCCUUUUUCGCUUACCUAUCUCAGGCGCCAGUCGACAAUAUGCGAGGCUAG